AUGGCCUUCCCCAAGGCCCCUCUCAAGCGCUUUAAUGAGGCUACUGUUUAUGCCCCAUCCCCGGGGUCCUAUGAAGUCAAAUCUUCAGAGGCAUUGAAGGGACCUGUGUCCUUUGACAAAUCCCAACGCUUUAGAAAGCAGAAAUCCCGACAGUUUAGAAAGCAGAAAGGGGAAAUGGGAAGUCAACAGAAUUUGAAUAGUGAAACGAAUGACUGCUUGCCCAAAACUGCAAGAAGACUUAAAUCUCUGGGAUCAACAGAUACAACCAUCAUGAAAGAGCUGAAAAAACAAAAGAUGCUUGAGAAAGAGAUUCGUGCAUUAGUGAGAGAACGUGGUGAGCAGGAUAAAAGACUCCAGGCUCUAGAGGAGGAUUUCAUGAAGUCUGAAGCAAAACUAACUGCAGCAGUCAGGGAGAAAACAUCUCUCUCAGCGAAUGUUGCUUCCCUGGAAAAACAGCUUCUUGAAUUAACAAGAACUAAUGAAUUUCUAAAAUCAAAGUUUUCUGAAGAUGGUACACAGAAAAAAAUGAGCAGUCUAUGCAUGGAGUUAAUGAAACUCAGGAACAAGAUGGAGGCAAAGAGUAAAAAUGUCCUUGCUAAACAAGAAGACAUGGAAAUGAAGUUGCAGGCAGUCCAGAGGAAUCUAGUGCAGUCCAAAGGAAAAGUAGCACAGCUGGAAGAAAAACUAACUGCUACUGAGAGAGACAAGGUUGAAGAAAAGUCUGACACUGAGAAACUCUUGGAAUAUAUUACAGAACUCAGUGGAGUUGCAGAACAGAUAGAGAAGUACAAACUAGAUCUUGUCCAUAUGGAGAAGAUACUGGCACAAAAGGACCAGGACAUUAUGGCCUUGAAAGAUUGUUUUACAACAAAAGAAGAAGAACUAUCUAAACUAAUCAAAGAGCUUAAUGAAAGGUGUCAGUUGCUUGAACAAGAAAAAGAGAAACUCUUAACUGAGAACAGAGAAAAAGAGCAAAGUAUGAAUGCUGAAAUAGAAAGCUUGAAAAAGAGACUCCUCCUAGAGGAGCAAGAACACCAAAAACUUCAGCAGAAACAGGAGGAGAUCUAUUCUCAGCUGCAACAAGAGAAGGAACUUUUCACUUCCAUUCAUCAAAAGCUGCUAGAGUUUCAAGAGGAGAUAACAAAUGAGAGGCUCCUUUUGGAGGAAGAACUAGAAGAAGCAAUGGAUGAGUUGGAUAAACUGCAUAUUAAGGAAGAAAAGGCUGAUAAGUUGGUAAAGCACUUGGAACAAGAGAACAAGUCCAGAGCUGAAGAGCUAGCACAGAUGGAAGCAAAGCUGAAAGGGAAGAAUGCUGAGUUGGAGAGAACCAAUGAAACACACAGUAAAGCCAUUGUUCAGCUGCAAGAAGAGCACAGCAACACGCUACGUAAACUUGGAGAAAGUGUUGCUGAAUUUGAAAGUUACAAGGUAUCUAUGACUGAAGAAAUGGCAUGUCUCCGACUGGACAAUUCUUCUCUACGGGAGAAAGUUGCUGAGCUGAGAAAAGCAGGCCAGGAUACACAACAGCAACUCCAGGAGCUGGAACAUGCUAAAGACAAGGCAAAAGAGGAAUAUGCAAGGAUGCUUCUAGAUGCCCAGACAAAGCUAGCCCUAAAAGAAGCAGAAAUAAGGAGAACCAAGGAAUCCUGCAUUGCACAGAUAACUAAACUUCAGACAAAACUGGAAGAGCAAACUGAAGACUUCAAGAAACAGCUUGAAGUUGAAAGAUCAAGGAAAACUAUAGAUGAAAAGGUGUCUGCUGGCUUCCAAGAAGAGAUACAAACCUGGCGUGCUCUCUAUGAAGACUUGCACAACAAAACUAAGCCUUUUCAGCAACAACUAGAUGCAUUUGAGGCAGAGAAGAAUGCUCUCACGAACGAACAUGGUGCAGCCCAGGAAGAGCUGAACAAAUUAAGUGAUGCAUAUGCUAAGCUACUGGGCCAUCAGAAUCAGAGGCAGAAAAUCAAACAUGUUAUGAAGCUGAAAGAUGAGAAUGCCCAGCUCAAACAGGAGGUUUCAAAACUGCGUGCUCAGGUAGCUAAGGAAAAACAAGCACAGAGAGAGCUUCAGGAGCAACUGAAUGAAAUUCAGGGAAUCGGGCGCUUUGAUUCUUCUAAAGCUUUUCAACAUGAUAGCAAGGAAAAUGUUGCUCCCAAAACUCCUUUAAAAGAAGGCAACAGGAACAAGUGCUGA
Emys orbicularis (European pond turtle) is the source of this 2193-nucleotide messenger RNA. It is a transcript of the gene HMMR, whose product is annotated as hyaluronan mediated motility receptor. Gene Ontology annotation, molecular function: hyaluronic acid binding. Gene Ontology annotation, cellular component: membrane. The transcript has 18 exons. The record is from RefSeq and is a predicted model, not a curated record. Bases 1 to 2193 code for a protein of 730 amino acids. NCBI's taxonomy places the organism in Eukaryota, Metazoa, Chordata, Testudines, Emydidae.